UUCAUUUUAUAGAUAGGUGUGUGAACGGUCAUUCAAACCGGCGGAAAAAGUAGAUAAAGUUUGGUAUUUUUUCUCUUUUGCUCUCCGUCUUUUCCCGGCUCUAUGAGGGGUGUUCCUCGGAACAGUUUACAUGCGGACUGUCAGAAAUACUACAGCCUCACGUGUUUGACUUUAGCUUGCAUUUGAGAUAUAUUUUUCUAUAUUAACUCGCAUUUUCGCUCUCGGAGCCACAGCUUACUGUGCACACUUUGUCAAAGUCGACUUCAUUCAAAACUUGUUGGCGUUUCGGUGGCAGGCGUCUACCUACGUUUGUAUUUUAUUCUGGGUUUGAAAAGCGGAUUAAGAUAUCGCAGUCAUAAACUCAUUGGAGAGGAGGUGAAGGACUGCUCGGCAUGAUAUACGUGCAGGUCAUCAGAGGGUAACACUGUGGAGAUCUCGUCACUUUUUAAAAAGCUGAUCGUUCUUCCUGAAAAUUAAACCUAAAUGGAUCUUCUCUGGGUCUUUCUGCUGCUGGAGGUGUUUCUGACGUCCGCUGCUGCCAGGGGUCCUCCCAGGGUGUCAGAGCGGGUGGCCCACCGGCAGAGCGUCCGUCUGGGUCGCACCAUGAAGCUGCCCUGCCCCGUGGAGGGAGACCCCCCGCCGCUCAUCAUGUGGACCAAAGAUGGCCGCAACAUCCACAGCGGCUGGACGCGCUUCAGGGUGCUGCAGCACGGUCUGCGGAUCAAAGAGGUGGAGCCUGAAGACGCAGGGACCUACAUCUGCAAGGCCACCAACGGGUUCGGCAGUGUGAACAUCAACUACACCCUCAUCGUUAUAGAUGACUCCAGUUCCAGAGGUGGAGCGGUGGAGGCCAAUGGCGACCCUGAACACGCCCCGGAGCUGGCUGGAAAACUGGUGCGUCCACGUUUCACACAGCCGUCAAAGAUGAGGAAGCGGGUCAUCGCUCGUCCUGUGGGCAGCUCAGUGCGUCUGAAGUGCGCAGCGAGCGGGAACCCUCGCCCCGACAUCGUGUGGCUGAAGGACAGCCAGCCACUGGUGGACGAGGACGCUGCAGCAGGAGGAGCAGGAGGGGAAGGGAAGAAGAAGAAGUGGACUCUGAGUCUGAAGAACCUGAUGCCCAAGCACAGCGGGAAGUACACCUGCCACGUGUCCAACAAGGCAGGAGAGAUCAACGCCACCUACAAAGUGGAAGUCAUACAACGUACCAACUCUAAACCCAUUCUGACUGGCACUCACCCCGUCAACACCACCGUGGACUACGGAGGAACGGCCUCCUUCCAGUGUAAAGUCCGCAGCGACGUCAAGCCUGUCAUUCAGUGGCUGAAAAGAGUCGAACCCGGUGACGAGAACAAAUUCAACUCCACCAUCGAGGUUGGAGACCACCGCUUCGUGGUCCUGCCCACAGGGGAGGUGUGGUCCCGCCCUGACGGGUCGUACCUCAACAAGCUGCUGAUCGCCAGAGCCAAGGAGGAGGACGCCGGCAUGUACAUCUGCCUGGGAGCCAACACCAUGGGCUACAGCUUCAGGAGCGCCUACCUCACCGUGCUGCCAGAUCUGAAGCCCCAAAACAACGCUGUCCCCACAGCAUCUUCCCCGAGCCUCCCCUGGCCCGUCAUUAUUGGAAUCCCAGCCGGUGUCGCCUUCAUCUUAGGCACCGCCCUCCUCUGGUUCUGCCAAUCCAAACGUACCUGCUCUUCUUCUUCCUCUUCAUCCUCCUCUGCUCUUCCCACCGCCCAGCGUCUUCCGGCCCCUAAUCGAGACCGAGCCUGUCCUGCGGUAACUCCUCAACCGGCCAAUGGGGAUAAAGAUUGUCUUUCAUACGAGGACUACAUCGCCCACCAGCAGCUGCUCGUCGCUCAGGGAGGCACUGGAUUGGCCCCCAAGGUCUAUCCGAAGAUCUACACGGAUAUACACACACACACACAUUCACACGUGGACGGGAAAGUGCACCAGCACCAGCACAUCCACUACCAGUGUUAGCACGCUCUCACACCAGCUCUCACACGGACAUGUCCCUGAGCAUGCAGACUCCUUCGGUCCAGACUCACUGCUGGAAAGCCACAUGCAGGACACCAUGAGGACUUUUAUACAGAAACAUGGAGUCACGCAACUCUUCCCCAUCAUGCUGCAGCCAUGUUAAUGUGUACACAGACUUUUAACAGACACAAACAAUGAAGAAUGUAAAGAAAGAAGACAAAUAUCCUUAUUUUUUAAGAAAUCCAGUGUAAUGUAUGAAAGAAAAAUCCCAAAACAUGUUUAUCAAAGCUUAUUUUGAAAUAAUCUUUUUUGCUGUAGAUUUAUAUAACUUCCUUUUUUGCUUUAUUUGAAGCAACUUCAAGGUUUUUGUUAGUAUUGGACACAACCACAACCUCCUCAGUAACAGCAGAAAUAGCUCGCCUACAUCUACUAAUGUAUAUAGUGGAAUAUGGCAUUUAGCAUGGUUCCUCAUCCUGGGUAAUAUAUAAAGAACAAUAUAGCAUGUGCCUAAUGUAAUAGCUUCAUUUAAGAGUAUAUCAUCUGGCAUCAGCCGAACUGAGCCAUAAAAACCUCCACCUGUAUCCACACCUUCUGCAGGAUGAAAGCCGCUCUCCUUAGUUGAGAUACGUUUAACCUUUAUAGCAAACAGUACAAAAAAAGAUCAUCAACAAUGCCUUGGUGUAAAACGUGCCUUCAAACAAUUGUUUCCAGAUUUCGUGGAUAGCUGUCGGAUCAUUGGAUAUGUCACAGAGUCUCCUUAAUCUGUUGUGAGAUUUAGAUGGCUUUAAAAAGAGGAACUUCAUCCAAAAGUGCCUCACAAUAAGAUCUCAAGUAUAAUGGAUCAGGGUUGCAUGUGCACUCUUCAAUAGUGCCUUCUUCUCACCUGUAAAGCCCUCUUUCACCCUGUUUGCUCUAUUUUGCUCAUUUAAGAGGCUCAAAAAGGUAAAUGAGAUGCUGCUUUAAACUGAAACCAAUAUAGAUAACCCAAAAUAUUGAGCCAUAUGUGCUGCUUAAAUUCAUGUUGAUUACUUUAGCAGAACCCGCCAACAUACAUAAACUGCUUUUAAUCCUGUAUUAUUGCAAUUAAUCAGAAUAACUCCUCGGUGCAUUUUAAAAUAUGUCCAGGAUAUAUAUUUUUUUACAAUUUUCAUGCCUGCAGAUUUGCUACUAAACUAAAAUAAUUAAAUUAUGAGAUCCAAAAUGUGUUUAAAAUGUUUUAACAGGUUGGUUUUGAAGCAGUUUUAUAACCAUUUAGUCUCAUGUAAUUGCCAUUUGAAAGCCCCACACUGCCAUGAUGCUCCUCCACAUGUGUUUUCAUUCAUGUUGGCUGAACCUCCUUCUGUUUUGUGCAUUUGAUGAAUAUGUUCCUCCCUCUCUCAGGUGCUUUGUUGCACCACAUUGGCUGGGAAAACGUAAGCCCUCAUCAUACUCAUUAAUAAGUUGAGUUUGUUUGCUCCUCCAUGGCUUCCUCCUGA
Messenger RNA from Trematomus bernacchii (emerald rockcod), 3452 nucleotides. RefSeq names its product fibroblast growth factor receptor like 1a (gene fgfrl1a). Lineage: Eukaryota; Metazoa; Chordata; Actinopteri; Perciformes; Nototheniidae. The transcript has 8 exons. Bases 484 to 1980 code for a protein of 498 amino acids. The record is from RefSeq and is a predicted model, not a curated record. Gene Ontology annotation, molecular function: fibroblast growth factor binding; fibroblast growth factor receptor activity. Gene Ontology annotation, cellular component: plasma membrane.